AUGAAGUUCUUCGCCACUGCCCUCCUUUUCGUUGCUACCGCCAUGGCCCUGCCCGGCGCCGACCCUGCUUUCGAGUCUGAGAACGAGGUCCGCAACGCAAUCAACCAGUGUGGCAACGGUGCCCACAUGUCUUGCUGCAACAAGAUCAACAAGAGCGAGGGUGUCACCCAGAACAACGUUGGUGUUCUUUCCAACGUCCUCGGUGCCAUUGGCAGCGAGGGUCUCGGCCUCGGCCAGGGCUGCACUCAGCUCAACAUCCCCGUCGCUGUCCUCGGCGCCGCCGGCUUGUCCGACUUCCUCAAGAAGAACUGCCAGCAGAACAUUGCCUGCUGCCAGAACUCCAACUCCCAGGCUACUGGAAACCUCGUUGGCGUUGCUGCCCCCUGUGUCAGCUUCGGCAGCUUGCUGUAA
Messenger RNA from Penicillium griseofulvum, 411 nucleotides. RefSeq names its product hydrophobin family protein. Gene Ontology annotation, molecular function: structural constituent of cell wall. Gene Ontology annotation, cellular component: fungal-type cell wall. The record is from RefSeq and is a predicted model, not a curated record. The coding region runs from base 1 to 411 and encodes 136 amino acids. Lineage: Eukaryota; Fungi; Ascomycota; Eurotiomycetes; Eurotiales; Aspergillaceae. The transcript has 3 exons.